CUUUUUCAUUAGUUUACUUCUUUCCAAAAUCAUACAUAAACACAAAAAGACAAUAUCUUAUUUUUUUUGGCCUAUUCUUUCUCAUUGAUUAACACACCCAUAUGCUUAAACUCCCUUCAUUAUCUUCCAUGGCUUUGAAGUUCUCUCAGAUUCUCUUCGUAGUUCUAUGGCUCUCUCUCUUCUUCCUCCUUCUCCACCACUUGUACUCCCUCAACUCCCGCCGCCUUUAUCUAAACGCUUCGACGGAGGAGCCCUCUUCAAUGUCGAAGCAACAGCAUCAACGUUCCCACACCAUUAGAUUAGUCGUCAGCAGAAAAGCUCUCUCCCAAAGAUACGACUUCACGCCUUUCAUCAAUCGCCGCCAUGAUCAUCACCAUCGUUCCGAAGAGCAAUACGACGGUGAUGAGAUCGACCCUCGUUACGGGGUGGAGAAACGCCGUGUUCCCUCCGGACCGAACCCGUUGCACCAUUGAUGAUGACACGUGUUUCAUUUGUGUGGUAACAUACCUUUGUCUAGCUUUUUUUUUUCUUUUUUGGUCUCUUUAAUAUAUUUCAGUAAGGGAAAACAAUUAAAGAAUAGAGAAUAUAGAUUUCUACAAUUUGGGUGUUAAUACAUUUUAUUAUAUUUUUCUUAUAAUUUUGACGAUUGUAUUGGUGAAUAUGUUGAUUUACUAAAGAGUAAAGAUAUUGACAAUCUUGAUUAAUUAUUAUUGAAAUUUUGGUUUGUAUUGUUA
This is a messenger RNA of Capsella rubella, 734 nucleotides long. Its product is annotated as CLAVATA3/ESR (CLE)-related protein 12. NCBI's taxonomy places the organism in Eukaryota, Viridiplantae, Streptophyta, Magnoliopsida, Brassicales, Brassicaceae. The transcript has a single exon. The record is from RefSeq and is a predicted model, not a curated record. Bases 102 to 473 code for a protein of 123 amino acids.